GAUUAUGAAAAGAAAAUGUUUGAAAGAAAAUUAACAUAUGAGGAUGAAGAAGAUGAUUGUUCCGGUGAUGUUGAUAGUUCUGAAAGUGAAAUAAAGAAUGAAAAAAUUAGCAUUAAAGAUCUUAAUAGUAAGGUAGUUAAGAAAGGAAAGGAAAAUGAAAUUAGUAUUACUGAGCUCGAUAAUAAAGUUGCUAAGGAAGAAAAUAUUAACAUUAUUAAUGAUCUGUAUAAAAAGAUUAAUGAUCUUAAUACUAAGAUGAAUGAUUUUAAUAUUAUAAAUAAUAGCAGGAAUGAUGAGCUUAAUAGUAAGAUUGAUAAAUUACUUAAUGCAAUCAUUAAGUAA
Molecule: messenger RNA, 342 nt
Organism: Funneliformis caledonium
Lineage: Eukaryota; Fungi; Glomeromycota; Glomeromycetes; Glomerales; Glomeraceae
Source: the annotation of a GenBank genome assembly